This is a messenger RNA of Penicillium odoratum, 1023 nucleotides long. RefSeq names its product aldehyde reductase II. The transcript is spliced from 5 exons. Bases 1 to 1023 code for a protein of 340 amino acids. Lineage: Eukaryota; Fungi; Ascomycota; Eurotiomycetes; Eurotiales; Aspergillaceae. The record is from RefSeq and is a predicted model, not a curated record. Gene Ontology annotation, molecular function: oxidoreductase activity, acting on the CH-OH group of donors, NAD or NADP as acceptor.
AUGGAGACUGAGGCAUACGCUCUACAUCCUGGUUCACGAGUCCUUGUCACUGGAGCAAAUGGGUACAUCGGUUCUCAUGUUGUCGACACGUUGUUGAAACUGGGUUACCCAGUUCGAGGCACAGUUCGUACACAAAAGUCGUGGUUGAAUGAAUAUUUCAACGAGAAGUAUGGUGCAGGUGUCUUUGACACGGUUGAGAUUGAAUCCUUCGAUGACCAGGGCAAGAUUGAGAGUAUCCUAGAAGGUAUUGACGGAAUUAUUCAUGUGGCAUCCGACGUCACAUUUUCCAAUGAUCCUCAUGCUGUCAUUCCAUGGGUCACUCAGGCAAUAAAAAAUAUUCUGGAAGCUGCUGCUAAAACUCCAAGCAUCAAACGUGUUGUGCUGGUAUCUUCGUCCAGCACAACUAAUCUUCUCUAUCCUGAUCCUCGAGGUCGAGAACUUCAUCAAGAUAAUUGGAACCAAAGAGCAGUGAAAGCCGCAUGGAAUGAAUCAACCCCAGAAAACGAAAGACGAAUGGCAAUAUACGCUACAUCGAAAAUCGAAGCAGAAAAGGAGGCGUGGAAGUGGAUGGAGAGUCAAGAACGGACAUUCGAGUUUAACACGGUCUUGCCAUGCGUUACAGUUGGGAAAAUCCUCCACCCGGAAAUAUCUGGCUCGUCCAUGGGUUUUCUACGCAAACUACUCGUGGGAGAUACUAUGGCAUUUUCAUUUCCCGAACAGUGGUACGUCGACGUCGAGGACGUUGCCAAACUCUGCGUUGUUGGUCUUCUAGACGAAGGUGUGAAAUCGCAACGAAUAUUUGCGUUCGGGGAACAAAUGAAUUGGUCCGAUGUAAUACAGAUUCUUCGCGAAUUGCGACCUGAAAAUACCCUAAUUCCAGAUUCGCCCGAGGAUGAAGUACGAGAUAGGACAGAGGUUCUUCCACGGACAAGAGCUGAGAUUUUACUUCGUGGGUUCUUCGAGCAGUCCGAUUUCACUCCUGUGAAGGAAAGUAUUGCAAAGGGCAUUGAAGAUUUGGAUUGA